Messenger RNA from Chara braunii, 985 nucleotides. NCBI's taxonomy places the organism in Eukaryota, Viridiplantae, Streptophyta, Charophyceae, Charales, Characeae. The record is from the annotation of a GenBank genome assembly.
GGCAGGGUGCAGCUGCUUGUAUGCAUCCUCAAGUUGCCUAUCUGCCAUGAGUUGUUUGAGGAAGCAAAUGUCCGGGGUCUGGGCAAACAACGAAGAGGAGGCAAGGUCCUGGUGUGUACUCGUGGAUCUUCUGUCCAGCACCGGGUCCAGCGUGGUAUUGAAAUCUCCUGCAAGUAUAAGAGGGGCGUCUUCGGGUAGGGCUUCAUGGAGGGUGAGCCAGAAGUCCACCUUGGCGACGCUAUCAUUGGCGGAAGCGGCUGUUGUUGCUGCUGGUGCAUCACCACAUCUUGGAGAUUCGGAGCUGCCAUCAUUUGUUCUUGUUGCUGUUGGUGCAUCACCACUUCUUGGAGAUUCGGAGCUACCAUCAUCUGUUCCUGUUGUGCCAUCUGCUGGUGUUGGUGCAUCGUUAGCAGCUGUUCCGGCAGCUGUUCCUGCAGAGGGCGGUGCUGGUGUUGUUGUUGCAGCUGAUGUUGCUGUUGUUGAUGUAUCAGCAUUUGUUCCUGCUGGUUUUUCUGUUGAGGUUGUUGUAACAUCAUCUGCUGCUCCAUGUGUUGUGGCAGGAGCCCAACCUGGUGUUGCGGCUGCUGCAUUGAUUGCGGUUGGAGUUGUAAGGGCUGCACCUGCUCCACUUGUAGAUCGGGUUGGUGCCCCAUCUGCUGUGGCUGCGUCUGUUGUAGGUGUUGAUCGAGUUGCAGCAACGAGUCAUGGUGUUGCAUCGCGCAGGGUUUAUGUUGUUGAAACAUGGGCUGUUGUUCUUGCUGCUGUUCUUGCUGAUGUUGUGGUUCUCGGAUUUGGUGAUGGUGUUGCAACAGUAUCCCGUUUUGUGGUUGCGACAUCGUGUGCUGCUCCUGCGGUUGUCGGGGAUGCUGUUGUGGCUGUUGGAGCCCUGGCUGUGGCAACAUCAGCUGUUGCAGUUCUGAGGGAUGGUCCUUGAACUCGAUCUCUUGCGUUUGUUGGGGGCGCUGCCCAAUUACAGCAUCAUGUU